This is a messenger RNA of Dendrobium catenatum, 1037 nucleotides long. Its product is annotated as abscisic acid receptor PYL4-like. The record is from RefSeq and is a predicted model, not a curated record. Gene Ontology annotation, biological process: abscisic acid-activated signaling pathway. Bases 105 to 752 code for a protein of 215 amino acids. Gene Ontology annotation, molecular function: abscisic acid binding; protein phosphatase inhibitor activity; signaling receptor activity. NCBI's taxonomy places the organism in Eukaryota, Viridiplantae, Streptophyta, Magnoliopsida, Asparagales, Orchidaceae. Gene Ontology annotation, cellular component: cytoplasm; nucleus. The transcript has a single exon.
AAAACCGAAAUCCAGACCUCCCCAUUCAUCAAUCACCCUUUACUCUUUAUCGCUUCUUCCCCUUCUCCCGUAAUAACACAGCACCGCUUUCUCCAUUCUCCAUUAUGCCUUAUACCGCACCCAAGGCUUCUGUCCAACUCCACCGCCUAACCCCCACCGGCUCCGUCGUCCCAGCGAAGUCCUCUCCGCCAACGGAUACGUCACGGUGCUCUGCCCACGCCGUGCCGGAGUCCGUCGCUCGCCAUCACAACCACGCCGUGGGGCCCAACCAGUGCUGCUCCACCGUCGUUCAACCCAUCGCCGCUCCGGUUCACUCGGUCUGGUCCGUCGUCCGCCGGUUCGAUAACCCGCAGGCGUACAAGCACUUCGUCAAGAGCUGCCACGUCGUCGUCGGCAAUGGCGAUGUUGGUACUCUCCGGGAAGUCCGGGUAGUUUCCGGCCUGCCGGCGGAGAACAGCACCGAACGGCUCGAGAUUCUCGAUGACGAGCGCCACGUGCUCAGCUUUCGAGUCAUCGGCGGCGAGCACCGCCUCGCUAACUACCGGUCGGUGACCACACUGCACGCCGAGCCGGCCGCUGCCGCUGCUGGCGGCGGCACCGUUGUGGUGGAGUCUUAUGUGGUGGACGUGCCGCCGGGGAACACCAGAGAGGAUACCCGUGUCUUCGUUGACACCAUCGUUAAGUGCAAUCUCAAGUCUCUGGCCCGCACCACCGAGAAUCUCGCCGCCGCCUGCGAGCGGCUUUCGGCCUGAAAAGUUGCCAUUUUUCUAAUUUUUUUCGGCCUUCAAGAUUCGCGCUGGAUUGGGGUUGUUUAUUUGUUCUAUGUUUGUUCAAAUGCUUUUCCGAUGUGGGACUAUUUCUGUCAAUAUUUACCAUCUAGUUGCAGCGGGAAGAUGAGGACAAUCGAAGACUAGAACAUAAAAGCUGCUAAAGUCUCCACCUUCUAAAUUUGUAUUAUUCUUCUUUUAUUUAUUUUUUGCUUUUUAAUACAGGAAGAGCUUUUUAUUCGUAAUAAUAUCACAUUGCCUUUAUCUUAA